AUGGCAUACACGGCUGUCCCGGAAUCGAUGAAGAAUAUUAAAGCGCUGCUGUAUAGCGUGUUUGGAACAAUCGUGGACUGGCGUACAACUGUGGCCCAAGAGUUAGCCUCAUUCGCCACUCUAACUUCAACUCGUUGCUCAAUAAACACGCAGAUUUCCUCCAAAAACUGGCACGAAUUCGCCCGAAAGUGGCGCAGCGGCUGCUCCGACAGUGUUGAAAAGUCACUGUCGACUCGACACCCUUUUCUCACCUUGGACGAGAUACAUCGAGGAGUUUUGGCUACUCUAAUCAAAGAAUUCGAAAUUCCCCAACAUGUAUGGAGCGAAGAUGAGAUGGAACAGGUGAACACUGUUUGGCACCGAUUGGAUUGCUUCGAGGACGGUAUACCGGGCUUGACAAGGUUAAGCAAGAAAUACAUAAACGCUACCUUGAGUAACGCCAACGUGAAAUUAUUGGUGGAUCUGAAGCGACACGCGGGAUUACACAUGCUGGAUUACAUGUUCUCUGCAGAAUUGUUUAAGGAGUAUAAGCCAAAGGAUGUGACUUACCUGGGGGCAUGCGAGAUGCUGGCAUUGGAUCCUGAUGAGGUGGUGAUGGUGUCGUCGGAUCAAAACGAUCUGGUCAACGCGAAAAAGCUUGGCCUGAGAACUGUUUACGUGAGAAGGAAGGACGAGGUGGAUUAUCAUCGCGAGGUUGGCGGCAAUGAGGAGCCGGUUGGUGAAGAUGAGUUUGAUUGGGUGGUAGAAAGUUUAGAAGAAUUGGCCGAUGUUAUGGGAUGUUAG
Messenger RNA from Acaulospora colombiana, 783 nucleotides. NCBI's taxonomy places the organism in Eukaryota, Fungi, Glomeromycota, Glomeromycetes, Diversisporales, Acaulosporaceae. The record is from the annotation of a GenBank genome assembly.